Branchiostoma belcheri (Belcher's lancelet) is the source of this 538-nucleotide messenger RNA. RefSeq names its product probable glutathione S-transferase 5. The annotation marks the transcript as partial. The transcript has 2 exons. NCBI's taxonomy places the organism in Eukaryota, Metazoa, Chordata, Leptocardii, Amphioxiformes, Branchiostomatidae. Gene Ontology annotation, biological process: glutathione metabolic process. Gene Ontology annotation, molecular function: glutathione transferase activity. The record is from RefSeq and is a predicted model, not a curated record.
GGAGAACUGAAGAAGGAAUUCGCUGAGAACACUCUGCCGACAUUUCUGAAGAAUGUGGAAAAGUUGGCAAACCCCAGUGGCUACUUCAUCGGAGACUCGCUGACCUGGCCUGAUAUUGAGUUCUACUACGUACUGGAGGCUGCGGGUGGUGUGUGUCCAGGCGACCAUCUCAAGGACAAGCCCAACCUGACCAAGGUCGUCACCAACGUCAUGACCAAUCCGGGCAUCGCAAAAUGGCUGGAAGAGAGGCCUCAGACCACAUUUUAAAAUGUCCUAUCUCUAUUUGAGGCUUAAAAAGAAAUAGGUAUCCAACCGUACCUUCUCCUAUACAUGUAGGUAUAUUCAAGACAAAUACAGUUGCAGAUCGUCACGCCAGCUUAAGUGCCAGGCCUUUAAGUUCUCUGCCACGUCGACAGAAUGUCCUGUUUACGUGCAGGAGAGGAGCAUGCGCAUGACUUUGAUUGAUUAAAACCCUUGUCCUGCGGAGCACAACAAUUGUUGUUCUGCACAUACAGUACCAUCUAUAUAGCAAAAGAAA